Amphimedon queenslandica is the source of this 2273-nucleotide messenger RNA. RefSeq names its product multiple PDZ domain protein-like. The record is from RefSeq and is a predicted model, not a curated record. The transcript is spliced from 8 exons. Gene Ontology annotation, molecular function: protein binding. NCBI's taxonomy places the organism in Eukaryota, Metazoa, Porifera, Demospongiae, Haplosclerida, Niphatidae. The coding region runs from base 171 to 2273 and encodes 700 amino acids.
CAGUUAUCUGUUUGUGUAAACUACCCUCUGCUUUCUGUCCUUAGGGAAGGACUUCAACUUCAAUUUCCUCGUCAUUUUGAAGGAGUUUUCUCUCUCUCUAUUUGACCUCCUCUAGUAUUUGUUGGACCGUGCUUUUAUGAUUAUUGUAUCCACCAGUGGAGAGAGCAAAGAUGUCAGGCAGUGAACGUAUCAUAAACCUCCUCGGUCAUUAUCGGGACAGGCUCAAGCGUAAAGGAGACUACAGUGAAGAACUCGACUAUCUAGUUGGUAUCUUAGAGAGUCCCUUCAUGAGAGAGUUCUUAGAGGGGAACAUGUCCCGCGAGGAUACCGAUCACUUUAAUGAAGUGACGUCAGAAGUCAUAUCAGCACUGGAGGAGCAGGAGGAGGAGGUCCAUCUUUCACCUGAGACCCAGCGUAAACUAGUUCUAAAGAGACGGCAGUCUUUAAGAGCUCUUAAACUAGCAGUGACUCCUCAGUCAUCACCCCACAUCACUCCUAGGACCUCUAAAAUAUCUCUUACUAAUAACCCUCUCCUACAGCAUCAGUCCAGCAAUGACUCACCUCUGCUUAAGAGUGUCAUGGACACUCUUAGCUCACGAGAGAGUUCUUGUGAGCCGUCCUUCUCUCUCCUCUCUCCCUCUCCCCCGCCAACCGAAGGAGCUACAGUCCAUGAUGAACCCAGUUACCAUGACAACAGCGUCAGUGAGAGAAAGGAGAGCGUUGCUAGCUCCGUUAGUAGUAAUACAUCCCAACUGACUGUACUGAGGGGCGGGGCUACAGAUGAAGCUCCUCCCACUUUACCAUCAUAUUCUGAAGCCUUUAACAUGUGUAGACGGACCAAGUCCUACGAGCGUUUACCAGCCACACCUCCUUACCCCGCCCCUUUAAUGACCUCCGGAAUACCGACGAGUAACACUAACACUUCACAGACCAGACCCAAGAGUGUUACCAUGGUAACUGUACGCCUCACGAAAGGCGACAGGGGGCUGGGGUUUAGCCUCUCCUCUCAGCGAAGAGGAGGGAAAGAUAAUAAGAUAUUUAUCGGAGACCUACAGCCUGGGGGCGUGGCUGAAAGGGACGGUCGAAUCAUGAAAGGUGAUCAGAUAUUACAUAUUAAUGGACAAGAUAUCACCAGCAUCAGUUAUUCCACUGUUGUGGCUUUAUUACAGCAGGCAAAGGGAAUCGUUGAAUUGACGUUACUUCGUUCGGACGGGGCCGUACCCUCUCCUAUCAGGACCACACCCCCUAACCCAUACGAGGCUUAUUAUAGAAGAGAGUUGUAUCAGCCACACCCAAUGACCCAACCCACCACUACUAAUAAAGUCAUUCCUUCUAAGCAGUCUUAUCAACAAUAUAAUCAGCAGCAGCAGGAGCAGGGGCGGGUUCAUCGUCCCAGUACGACAGAUUACAAGCACAUCGUUAGUCUAGAGGUUGAUCAGGACUUGGGGUUUUCGAUCAUCUCCAAAGACGGGAUCACGUUUGUCCAUGUCAUCACACCAGGGAGUACCACAGAGAAGGACGGUAAGCUAAUGUCUGGAGACCAGCUGCUAUCAGUUAACGGUGAAGAGGUCUUUGGUCUGUCUCAUAGCUCAGUGUUGGACAUACUCCAGUCUUGUAAGAGGUUUCCGGAUCAACCCGUCAAACUGGUUGUAUCCCGUCAGACGGGACCAGGCCAGGUGGAGGAGGCGGAGGAAAGCUUCUCAGAUAUUGACUCAUCGUCAUCAGAUACUGAGACAGUUGAGGUACAGCUGGUAAAGUCAACGAGUGGGAGGGGCGGACUAGGAAUAUCAAUAAAUGCACUUGUUAACGACCACACCGAAGAGGACAAAGGGAUAUACAUAAGGGCGGUUCAUCCAGAGGGUCCAGCUGCUUUAAGUGGAUCAGUUCAUUGUAAGGACAGGAUAGUAUCAGUGAAUAGCCAGUCACUGAGGGGACUAUCCAAUAAAGAGGCGGCAAGACUUUUAAGAACAGCUGGAGACAGUGUACGACUGGAACUGAGACGAAAGAAGAGAGAGAAGAGAGAAGGAGGAGGAGAGAGAGCGGAGGGUAAUGUUGAAGAUAAUAGAAGAACAGGACAGCUGGAAGGAACUGAUGGUGUAAAGGAGGAAGAGGAGGAGGAAGUGGUUAAUGAGAGCGGGUUAAGGGUGAGGAGUCCUCUCUCACCGUCCGUUGUACAAUGGGGGAAUAUACUAGGACCCGAUAAGGAACUGAUAACUGCAUACAUACAGAAGACUGAUGAUAGUAAAGGCUUAGGGUUUGGAAUGGAGACUUAA